This is a messenger RNA of Aspergillus japonicus CBS 114.51, 987 nucleotides long. RefSeq lists its product as uncharacterized. The transcript has a single exon. The record is from RefSeq and is a predicted model, not a curated record. NCBI's taxonomy places the organism in Eukaryota, Fungi, Ascomycota, Eurotiomycetes, Eurotiales, Aspergillaceae. The coding region runs from base 95 to 895 and encodes 266 amino acids.
UUGAUAUCUAAAGCAGAAACGUCUUUGUGCCUCUUCCUCCCUCUGUUCAAUUUCUUCAACCACAGCCAACAUCAAACCUCCACAUCACACCAACAUGUAUACUGCCGCUUUGCUUCUCGCUCUCUCCCUCACUGCCCAGUCAGUGCCGGUCUUUCCUUCCCAAGCAAACGAAACCAUUGCUCGCAGGAAUGAACUGCCCUACAAGGUCGUCGACGUCGCCGGCACUGCCGCUCCCACCGUCGAGACAAUCACCGCCACGCCCUCGCCGCCAGUGACGGUGACCGUCACUGAAUAUCCUUCCUCCACGCCAGCACUGGAGCCUUUCUCUUUCUCCUCCUGGAGCGUCGGUUCCCGGGUGACAGACAUCCCCCACCCGGGGCCACAGUUUGCGGCGCGGGCACUCAACAGCACAGAGAACAACCACCGUCGCCAUGAGCACGCCAACACCACCCUCACCGAAACCCCUGCCAGCCAGGAUUCCACCACAGUGGCCAAGCGCAGCAACGACACGCUGCCCCGUUCCUUGGACAAGCACAACGGGACCGAGCAUGAGCAAGACCAUCACGCCGAGCACAAGGACGAAGACAUGUCCGCCAAGGCUCUGACCCAGCGCGCCCUCACCGGCACCGAAGCAGCCACCAAGCACACCGGCAGCAGCGCCAAUGAGACCCAGCCGGCCCGCGUUGAUAUUGCGCCUGAGCAUGCGGCCGCCUUCGCGCGGCGUGCACUCACCACCGACGCCAAGCACAUCUCUCAGAGCUCCAACAACACCGCGGAGCAGUCCGAUGCUACCAAGCGCGCACUCAACACCACCGAGGCUGCUACCAAGCCCUUCGCCCGAAGCGUGAACGGCACCUCUGUGCACGCUCGGAACGUGACUGCAGGUGACUAUUGAGCCCUUUAUGAGAUAUCUCUCCUUCUUGGCUUUUUCUCUCAGUAAGUUUAUGGCUAUUUACGACUGGUGCGAUCCAAUACGAUCACGACGAU